GGCAGAGGUGCUUCAGCCGCAAAAUUACAUGUUUAUGUGCAAAAACGUCCCUCCUUCCUAGUUAAUUUCCGCCCGAUGUCCUCCUCGUCCAAAAACCGAUUCCCCUCCGGCCGUGGCGGCAGCGCAGAUCCAAGAAUUCCCGGGCGGCGGCAUUCGUUUAGAUCCAGAGCCAAGCUGGGUCACGACGCCCAGUCAUGGUGCCGUUCCACCUCCGCUUCGACGGCUCCCGUGGCCUAGUUUGAGGCGGAAUAAAUGGAAGCUCAUCGGCGUACGGCAAGCCGGUGGUGGGAUCGUCGUCUCCUCGCCCUCACAGGCCCUAGGAUCUACUCGUGGGCGUGCUCCCUACCUCCUCCUCUCAAGAUCUAGCAGUAGCUCGAAACGCUCCUCGCCUUCUUCCAGACCAACCACUGUACUCAGCCACUAUUUCUUUUUCUGUGUUGGACUUCAACUGUGGCUUAUCCAUGCAUCAAAAUCUUUCACGCGCCAAGAUCUGUUCAGGCACGAGUUGUCUUAGUCCAUACAAAUUACAAGGCAUUGCAGAGAGAAUUGGAUUUCUUGAUGUAUUUAUUGGUCAGUAACACCAAGAUGGAUUUCUGCAUGUCUUGUGUCGGCACUGUCGGCUGAAUUAAAGAGAUAUGCAGAGGCACUCUGUCGCCGAGUUGCCGGUGUGGAUUUGGAGCCGCUGGAAAAUACACAGGUGUGGUUGCGCUUGGCUGAUCUGAACAGUGGAAAGACAUCGUCCUCAUUAAAUUACACAUGAAGAUGCUACCAAGUUGCGUCACAACAUGGACGAAUGAUGAAUUCUCGCACUGCUGCAUGCUACUGGAAGACAUCACUGUGAUUCGGGAUUCCUGUGCACCAGACAUGUGUGUGGAGGCAAUAUCCGAAUGGACUUGUAGGUAAUUGGUGUUUUCCCAUAGAACCAAUUUUGUUGCAUAUUUAGUCUAUAAUUUCAAGUGAUUAUGAACUUGCUAUCACAGGGUACCUUGUUCAAAAUUGGGUGAACUGCUCACUGGCUGGAUUGUGUUACUGGGUAAUGUAGUUGAGUAGCAAUUAUGAACCGGCUAUCACACUGGACCAUUUUCUAAAAUGUGAUGACUUGUUUAGUGCCGGGAUGGGGUUAGUGGAGGUUGUAACCAUGCUCUUAUGAACUGCAAGUACUUGAUUUUCAGUUUGCAGGGAUGUGUCCCUGUUCGUGGCAACUUAACCGAUAAAAUCUUCAUAAGAUAAAGUUUGUCUUUCUCACACUGCUCCGGAGAGUAUCUGUGGGCUUCUGAUGUUGAGAAGGUUGUUUAUGUGGAAAAACAAUGGGUGCUUUUCCAGUGUGAGUGUAGGAUAAUGUCAGACCCAAAGUAUCUUCUUGUUCUGAAUAAUUGGUUUGCAUUAGGUAAUGAGGGUUUCAGUUUUAUUUUUCAUCUUGCUCAAGUCCUUACAUGAUGAUUGAAAUAAUUGCCUUGCUCUUAAAAAUUGAUGUUUGAAGAUGUUAACCAGCAUGUUUGCAACUUCCUUGCAUGUUCUUGAGCAAUAUUUGGACCCAUCCUCCCAUAAAGCGGUCUGGAGACCCUCGUCCUAAUCUUUUUCGUCUGAGGCACGUUACAGGAAGCACUAUUACUGAAGACCGAGGGGUCCAACUUUUCUGCCAUGUACCAUUUGGAAGCACUAGAACUGGAGGCAAAAGUCUGUUGAAAUUAUUAAUAGUAAUGCUUGUUGAGUGGUGAUCAUUUUAGUUUACAAUACUCAGUCUUGCCGGUCAUAUACUGAAAAUGAUCCUCUCAUGAUUUUGCCGGUCAUAUCACUUGACAUGUACUGAAAAGUCUGUUAUGUUGUGUUUCUGGAAAUGUACAUGGAUUAUCCAAUUUUAGAGGUAUGCUUAGUAAUGCUUGAAGGGAAUGGCUGAAUUAUCUCAUGCACUCAAAUAUUUUAUGGUAGGUAUUGCAUUUUUUUAUAGCUGAUGUAGUAGUAGAAGCCAAGAUUGUCCACAUAAACAGAUAUGUACAAAGAUGGGGCAUCAACGCUGCUGAUUUGAGAGAGACUUGAGGUGUUCACUACAAAAGUUUGGUUUUAUAUCUACUCUUAAGUGGGGGGUUUCUGUAAAAUGUACACUUCAGGGGCGUGGGAUCCCUCACCAGAAUCUGUGCCUUCCAUCUCCAAUCCAUAGGUCCAGAACUGUUUUUCUAUUUUUGCAUCACAAGCUCAGCUUCUAUUGUAGUUGCUCCCCGUCCUCUCGUCUAGCAAGAGCAGCAAACUCGUGAGCCAGAUGUCUCAUUGAUCAUUGCGGAUGUGCCCGUGACGCUCCGCGGCAUGAUGCUAUUUGAAUGUACCACCUGAUAUUAUGGUUGUAUUUAGGUAGCCAUCCUGAAAAAAGAUAUGGUGUGCGUCCAUGCGUUUGUGUAUGUGUUUUUUUAAAAUAAAAGAACUUUGGGAUAUGUUUGUGAUGUAUUGUCAAGCAUUGAUGGCUGGUCCCGACUCUUACAAUGAGGGGUUUUUGUUUAAAGCACUAGGCGCAACACACGCACGUGCGCGAGCACACACGCUGCCACUAGAAGUUCCAUAAAAUGUGGUACUGUAGGUCAUGGUCUUAAGUCAUGUAACGAUGGUAGUGCUAUUUCCCAACAUAUUGCAAGGAAGGAAAAUAAUCCUGUCUGAUACUUUAGAAAAUAAAAAUAAAAAAGAUUAACAAAUGCGGCCACACGUCAACCCUCAUGGCGUGAUUUUCUCAUUUGCAAUUAUUACUUUCCCACGAAGCGUUUGGUCGCACAACUAUCCCCAAAGAGUCCUCCUAUACGCACGAUCGAACGCUCAUACGAUUAGAGACAACCCAAGAUAAUUUAGUUUGUGGGCCACACCAUGCAACAAUUUUUACAGUCUGGUCGUACAGGUGUCCGACGAAAAAGUAUCGUAUGCAUAGCAAUUUCGAUCCCCAAAUCUCCUCUUUAUCGGUUCAUCUUCAAACCACCAGUCCGGCAUGGAUCAAGCUCCAGGCCUUCCACCGUCAGCCUCCACUGCUCCACGCUCUCCUGUUUGCCCUUCGCACCCAUAUCCACCAGUUCGGCGAGGUCGUACCAAGGCGGUGGCGCGGUUGCGGGACGGGAGAUGCCUCAUACGGCAGUGGACAACUUGAAUUUCGGCAGGCGAGCAGCGGAUACCGGAAGGUCGGACUCCGGAAGGCCGGCGGAGUUCAGUAUUUUGUAUUGCGAUUGCCUGGUAAGCAUCAAUUCCCCAUGAACUCUUACAUGUUUGUGGCAAUCCUGCGUAUCAAUCUGGGUCAGCAUCUAUCGAUCGGGGUCGUGAUCCGGCAAUCGAUCCAGCUCGACCCGCCGUCGUCCCCGACCCUCGAUUGGGGUCAAUCGACCCCGGGACGGGGAUCGCACCAUCGACCCGCGAACCAGGCUACCAUGGGUGGAAACGCUGGCACACGAUUUGCUCCAUCGUGAUCCUGAAGCAUCGGACGGCAAAAGGCCGUCGCCUCGCUUUGGCCGGUUCCGAUUAUAACAUAGUAUCUUGUUCGGUCAUGAGUCCGGGUCCGGCUCUCGUUCGAAGGGGGCAAAGCUCAACCUAUAUAACUGCGUCGACGGCAGUAGCGUGGCUUUCCCCGUGCACCAUACUACGACCCCCUCCAGUCUGCCUCCACCCACUGGAUCAUCGGAAUCCCGUUCGAGAGAAGAUCGGCGACGCCGCGCACCGAGCAUGGCAGCCGACAAGCAGCGCCGCGUGAAGCUGAUGGUUAGCUACGGCGGGAGCAUCGAGCGCGCCGAGGGUCGGCCGCCGAGGUACGUCGGCGGCGAGCACCUGCUCCUCAACGUCCUCUCGUCCGUCUCGACGAAGGGCUUCCGCGACCUGCUGGCGGCGCGCGCGGGCUUCUCCGACUUCUCCGUCAAGUACUGCUACUCCGGCGAGGGGCUGGACUCGCUCUGCGACGUGGACACGGACGAGGACCUGCGGGACAUGCUGGACAUCUUGCUCUACCGGGACCUGCAGGCCCGGCUGUUCAACGACCAGAACAGGCGCCGGUUCCGGGUCUACCUGUUCCGCGACGCCGCCGCCCCGUCGCCGGCCUCCCAUGCCGUCCGAAAACCAGCUCCCAUGCGGCGUAGCGCGACGUCGCCGGCUCUGUUGCCGGCGAAGCCGGCCGACGUCGACGGGCGGCCAUCCCAGGGCCUGGCCGCUCCCGCUCCCUCUCUCGUGCCGCGGAUCACGAUGUCGCCGAAUCCGUUGUGCGAGACCUCGAUGGCUGGCACGAAGCCCUCCAAGCCGCCGCUCGCCCCUGCUCUCGCACGGCGGAUAGCGUCGUCGCCUUCGUUGACGGCGGACUCGACAGAUGACACGGCUUCUUUGAUCACCACCACGUCGACAUCAGCAGCCAGAGCUACCCAACAAACACCACCCCAUGCAGUGGCGUUCCGGCCGGUAGAGCAGAGUAAUCCGGUGUACCAUGCGGCUCCAGUAUUUUUGGUGCCAGUAACGCCACAUGUCAUAAUCCACCGGCCGACGAUCAUCUUCGUACCCGUGUUCAAUUCAAAGGUGGCCAUGGGCUGAGAAUUUGUUGAGUCACAAUCGAAUAUGAAAAUACUUAGUCAAGUGAGAAUUAGCAAAUCCAUAGUUUGUGUAGAUUAGAUGUCUCACAGGUCAAGUAUUGAAGUAAGUAGGUUGUAGAUAUUAGCUGACAAAUCAAAAUUCUAGAUUGAUGACUUGAAUUUUUCUUACAUUGUACUAUAAAUUGUUCAUAUAUUUUAUAAUUAAAGUUUGUUGAUAUAUUUUAUAAUUAAUGAUGUCAAUUCCUCUA
Molecule: messenger RNA, 4783 nt
Organism: Triticum aestivum (bread wheat)
Lineage: Eukaryota; Viridiplantae; Streptophyta; Magnoliopsida; Poales; Poaceae
Exons: 3
Coding region: 3688-4536 (282 amino acids)
Molecular function (GO): protein binding
Source: RefSeq, a predicted model, not a curated record